UCCAGGGGUAUGUUCUGUUGUACGUCACAUUGGUCCAACAUCAUAUAGUAGGUGAUGAAUUCAUAAAAGACCAACCUCAUAAACUGAAUACAACGAAUGAACCUUUUCCUUUUCAGCGCACAGUUCUGCAAGCUGCCUAACUCAUACCUACAUGUUUAACUUUGACCAUUGUGAAGAUGUGCACAUAGGAGACAAAUCUGUGAAAAAUAUCACAAUGGAGAGGAGGGCAGAAGAACUGGACAACCUUAGAGAAAUUUCCCUUUCUAAAGGGAAGAGGUGGACAAAAAACACCCAUCUUUUCCAGAAGACCCAUUCAUGCGAGGAAGCGCUGAAAACUUUGAAAGACAAUGGUGUUGUUGUUGUUGUGGGUAGAAAGGGGGAUGGAAAAACUUCCAUAGCCAAAACCAUCCUGUUACAGUUGAAGAAGGAAGUGGAGGAAAGGUCAGAUUCGGGUAAUGAUGUUAUCCUCGUGGAGGUAGAAGAGCCUGGCGAACUUGUCAACUUCUUCUCUAGAAAUUACGACGGUACGUUUCUAGUAUUAGUCGAUGACGUUUUUGGAAAAUCAGCGGUGGAUGGUAUCAAACUGGAUAAGUGGCAGAGGAAAGCAGAAGACGUGUGGGAAGCUCUCAAUGAUUCCAACGAUAUCAAGCUGGUCAUGACACUACGGAAACACGUCUGGAACAAGGCCAAGCCACUUCUGCAGGACUACGACUUGUUCAGUAACAGGAUAGACCUGACCUGUGCGGAAAUGUCACUGGGCAGCGAGGAAAAGGCUAGCAUUCUGCGCGCUCACGUGGAAAAUUCAGAGAGGAUCAUCUCUGACGUUCUUGUUCGCGAAGUUAGCCAGACCAUCCCCACGCCUCCCGGUUUCCCACAGUGCUGCAGCAUGUUUUCAACAGUUGAAAGUCUAUUUUCCCAGGGUGCUCAGUUCUUCAGGAAACCUUCCAAAUACUUGGAUAAGCUGCUGGAAGAACUACAUUCGUCAAAUCCCAAUCUUUACUUGCCACUAGCGCUCACGCUUAUGUUUGGAGGCCGAUUUUCCACCAAGAAUUUCAGCAAGGAUUACCUCGACAAAAAUCCACAGGUAAAGAAGACAGUUGAAGAGGUUUUGGAGUGUUGCAGCACAGAGGGCAAGGUGACCUUAGGACAGUUGAAAAGCAGUUUUGACACGUUGCUUGAUGUCUUCUUCGAAAGCAAUGAAAACGAAACCAGCUUCAGAUUCAACCAUGAUUCUAUACAAGAAGCUGUGGCUUGUCACUUCGGAGCAAAAUAUCCUCAAGUGCUAAUAAAAUGUUGUCGAUUGCUGUCGCUGCAACAGUGGAUUUGCACCAGACGAGAGGAUCAGGAGAGCUAUGUAGUGUAUGUGAAACAGAACUGCUUCCCGGAUCUGUGCAACAGGCUAAAUGCAGAUCUGCUGGAAGGGAAAGCCAACACAGUGUUCACGCUGCUCCCAGCGCGGGAUGAAAUAUUUGUAAAAGGCUGGAUUAAAGGUCUAGAAAAUUCAGCAUCUCUUGUAAAGAAGUUGGAAGUUCACAGUUCGGAACUCCUCAUCCACGCGUCUAAGAAUGGUGUGAGGAAGUUCGUAGAGUUCGUGUUAUCCAGGUCCUGGGCUGCACCAGGAGCCGAAGUAUUGGCUGAAGCUGUGAAAUGCGCGGCGUGUGGUGGACACCAGGAUGUCCUGGAGAUUCUCCUGGAUCAGAACCCGCCAAGGAUCGUGGUGACUGAAGCGUUUGAGGAGGUACUGGAAGUGGGACAUGUAAGCAGUGCGCGCUGCUUGCUGCAGUACUACCCUGAACUGCUUCAGAAGCAGUUCCCGGAUAAAUUGGAUUCACUCCAGAGGAAACAGCCUGCCAAGCGUCAGAACAGUCAACGGUGGAAGAAAUGUCUGCACCUUGCGUCUUACCACGGCUGUGUGGAGCUUGUCCAACACUUCCUGGACAGAGGGAUGGAUCCCUACGUGACGGACAGUCUCUGGAAAACGGCCCUUCAUCACGCCGCCGAGAGCGGCUAUGCCAAUGUUGUGCAUCUUCUCAUACAGAUAGAAGGUGACCUGGAUAAAAAAGACAAAUUCGAGAGAACAGCACUUCACUAUGCAGCCAACGAAGGCCACGUCGAUGUUGUACAGCAGCUGGUUGAAGCCGGUGCUUCCGUCAACAUUGUUGACCAGAACGGAAACACGGCUAAAUGCCUAGCUGAAUCCAAGGGCUUUGAGGCCGUGGCUGAAUUACUUGGUUCAUAACCAUGGCACAGACCUUCAGCUAUAAGGGGUUUGAUGCUGUGGAUCAUCGUUCUGAACUAGACCAAUCCUCUGAAGUUUGAAGGCCUGUAAAAAUGGAUUGUUGGUCAUUUUACAUGUCAUUACAGCAAUAUAUUUGUCCCUUCGUGGUGUAACUUGCAGUUUUUCCUUAUAACAAAGGAACCUCCCAGACUGGUUCUGUCAAUGUUCACCUGUGAUCCAUCUAUCCAGAUCUGAAGCGGUGUUCUCAUUGCCAAUCUAGAACUGUAAUAUCCUAUACAUUAACUUGAAAGUUCCAUUGGCUUUUUUAGCGAUGUAAAACUGAACAACUAACUGCUGUUGGUAGACUAAAAGUGAACAUCUUGCAUUGGCUGUGUUUGUGAUGAAAUAUGGACAGUUGAAUCUGAACACGCAGGUUUUGUGUAGUGUUCACCUGCUAAACUUUAGCAGAUUCUAUGUGCACAUUCCAUGGAUGGAGCUGCUAUAUAUUUGAUAAUGAUGAUUAUCCCAUCUUGUGGUGAUGACUCCCAUCCUGUGAUGACUCCCGUCCUGUGAUGAUGAUGAUUCCAUCCUGUGAUUAUGACGACUCCAUCCUGUGAUUAUGAUGACUCCAUCCUGUGAUUAUGAUGACUC
Molecule: messenger RNA, 2869 nt
Organism: Liolophura sinensis
Lineage: Eukaryota; Metazoa; Mollusca; Polyplacophora; Chitonida; Chitonidae
Exons: 2
Coding region: 152-2239 (695 amino acids)
Molecular function (GO): protein binding
Source: RefSeq, a predicted model, not a curated record